UUUACUUUUGAGGGGUUGGUGAAACUGUAAAACGACAAACUAACCUUCUUUAAUUGAACUUGCGAUUGAACUGCUUGCGAUUUGUUUGUUUCUGUUGAUUCAAAGAAUUAUGUCAAAAGCGCACCCUCCCGAACUCAAAAAGUUUAUGGACAAAAAGUUGUCGCUUAAACUGAAUGGAGGCAGGCAAGUCACAGGGAUUCUAAGAGGGUUUGAUCCAUUUAUGAAUCUAGUUGUGGACGAAAGCAUCGAAGAGUGUAAAGAUGGAACUAAAAAUAAUAUAGGAAUGGUGGUGAUCAGGGGUAACAGCAUUGUAAUGUUGGAAGCCUUGGAUCGGAUCUAGAUUUAAGCAAAAGUUUUGUAUUUUUUUUGUGAAUAAUUUAGUAAUAAAAUUACAUCAAUAGA
Molecule: messenger RNA, 402 nt
Organism: Cylas formicarius (sweet potato weevil)
Lineage: Eukaryota; Metazoa; Arthropoda; Insecta; Coleoptera; Brentidae
Gene: SNRPG
Product: probable small nuclear ribonucleoprotein G
Exons: 3
Coding region: 110-340 (76 amino acids)
Biological process (GO): mRNA splicing, via spliceosome; spliceosomal snRNP assembly
Cellular component (GO): precatalytic spliceosome; U4 snRNP; catalytic step 2 spliceosome
Molecular function (GO): RNA binding
Source: RefSeq, a predicted model, not a curated record